AUGCUGGGAGAUCAGGAUCCCUGGCAGCUGACCCCCACCAUCGAGUACGAGUUCCGACCCGAGGAGAAUCCCAACCUCCCGAUCACCAAGGUGGCCCGCAUGUUCCAGAAAGAAGUCAGCCGCCCUGUCUUGGCACCCGGGGCACUCACCAUACCGGUCAAGCACUUGAGCACUCCGCUUCCCCACCGCUGGUUUGCCUUGACUAGAGAAUCAAUCGACCGCCUUGACCCGACAGGCGAUCAUGGCCCGGCCACUCGAGAGUUUCUUUCCUUUUGUCCGGCGUUUGGGGAACCCGCUGUUGGUCGUGCCGACGCCUAUUACCACGGCCACCAGAAGAUAUACUUGCCGCCGGGUCGUUGGCCCUUUGAAGACCGCACAGCCAUUGUCUUUUCACAGAUCGAAAACACAGAGGACGAAAAGCGGCGCAUGGCUGCUGCUGCGAAAAGGCUAGCGCAGAAGUUCAAGGAGACGGGGCGGGUUCGUAGCACAACAGUAAAGCAGCUCUGGCUAGCCGAAAUCAUCAAGAAGGCAUGGCCUCCGAAGGACUAUUCCAAAUUCCUCCCGGAAAAGGCAGAGAACCACUGCAGAGUGCUCAUUGCCAGAGCACUGGAGAAAUGGCGUGGAACGACAAUCGUGAUCCACGUAUCGACAGAGCUCCCGCAAAAACCGACCCGGCUGCUAUUGGAGGAGGUUUCGGCAAACAUGAAACAAGACACAGUUGUUAUCGUCUCGUUGAUGGGCCGGAGGCUAUACGACCGCAUCUUUAACCACUGGGACGAGAAAGUGCGCGAGACGUUUGCGACCGAAAUCGUGUUCAAGCCGCCUCUGAAACCGGCACCCGUCGUCGAGGAGCCAGUGCCCGAGACUACCGCUCAGGAGGACGAAAUGCUCAAACGACUCAUGGAAAAGUUCCUCUCCCAGAAUGAGCAGAGGAAAAUGCGAGAGCGAGAAGAAGCUGAGAAGGCACGGAGAGAAGAAGAGCGUCAAAGAAAGUUGGCCGAGGCUCGGAAGAAGGAGGAGGAGGAGCGACAAGCUAGGAUACGGCACGAGAGGAAGAUGGAAAAGGAAGCCGAGGAGCGACGGAGAGCGGCCGAGCGGGAGCGGCUCAAAAUCCAAAAGGACGUCGAGAGCAUGUUUGAGGCUGCAGUUCAGUAUGAGAUCGACGCCUCCCUGCGCAAGGAGGAGUCAGUCGGUGAACGCGUCUUGGUCGAUGACGCCGAGCACGCUUCAGCCGAUGACGCCGAAAAUGAGACCGAGGAGGCUCAACUCAGCGAGGGCUCCAUCAACAUCAAAAAUGGCGCGAUUUGCAUCGAGACGGAAGGCUCUAUUGACGUGAUGGGCGGGUUCCUGAACAAGCGGGACGGCUCCAUCAUCAUCAAGACCGGCUUCGUCAACAUGGUCAGCGGCGACAUUGACUUUCUGCACCGUGACGACCGGAAGCGUUUCCAAGAGGAUCUCGGCACGGUGUCCAUCAGUUUUGAAGAUGGUGUUUCUCGUCGGGGGAUCAACGUCGACGACGCUGAUGGCAAUCCGGACCUGAUCAGCCUCACGGACGCGAAGAUCAAGAUCACCGAGGGUUAUAUCGAAAUCAACGACGGCUCCAUCAAGGUCACCGGAGAGGAGGGUUUGGCCCACGCCAAGAAGAUAUUGAGUUCCAUCAGAAUCAAGCGGGGCGCAAUCCACAUCAUCGAGGGGUCCGCCACCUUCACCGACGGGCAGGACGACUUUAUCAACUGCUCAUUCGACAUCAAAGAGACCACUCUCGGCUUCAAGGACGGUUACACCGACAUCGAAGCCCACAAGGACAUGUACUCUACCCGCGACUGGGGCCGAGGCUAUCAGCCCAACGUCGAUGGCAGCAGCGAUUCUACCAAAAGCUGGAGCUACGAUCUGCCGCAAGACAAAGCCAGGGAAAGAGUUCGCAAAAUGCAGGACGACAUUGAGGAAAAAGCAAGGGAGCAAUGGGCGGCAGAGGAGAAAAAGAGGGAGAGAGAGGAGCAGCAGAGGAAGAGAAAACUGGAGGAGGAGGAGGAGGAGAGAAAGAGGAAACUGGAGGAAGAGGAACAAGAGCGGAUCAGGAAGGAAAUGCUUGCCAGAAAGAGGGAGAGCCUGCGGAAGAGCCUUUCCACGACGUUUGUCACUGACAGCAGACGGAAAAAGAAGGACUAA
Molecule: messenger RNA, 2169 nt
Organism: Podospora anserina S mat+
Lineage: Eukaryota; Fungi; Ascomycota; Sordariomycetes; Sordariales; Podosporaceae
Exons: 1
Coding region: 1-2169 (722 amino acids)
Source: RefSeq, a predicted model, not a curated record